Molecule: messenger RNA, 1888 nt
Organism: Pecten maximus
Lineage: Eukaryota; Metazoa; Mollusca; Bivalvia; Pectinida; Pectinidae
Product: alpha-(1,3)-fucosyltransferase C-like
Exons: 3
Coding region: 81-1304 (407 amino acids)
Cellular component (GO): membrane
Molecular function (GO): alpha-(1->3)-fucosyltransferase activity
Source: RefSeq, a predicted model, not a curated record
AGCAUGUAACCAAGACCGAGUAAGUAUAUCAUACCGAGAAAUAACCUUUUAAAAAUAUUGUGCAUCAGACCCUUUCGUGUAUGCUGUUUUCCGUAUUUGAAAACAGGAUAUCAGUGGUGACACAUUUGAACGACAUGAACCACUUGUCCGAAUAUAAAGUCCAAGGUACAACUUUACUUACAGUUUGUAUCGUGAUGAUGUAUUUACUCGCAACAAUGAGUCCUGUCGGAUGGCCCCGAUACCAUAAGAACCUCGAUCAACCGUCCUUUCUGGUGAAGUCAAGUCCUGAAAUGUUACAUGUUCUAUACUACAACCAGCCUGAAUGGGUGAGUGGGAAGGAGUUCAACGGUUGUCAAUACCCAUGUAAAAUGAUCUCUGGAUCAACAAAUUUUUCCUCUGCAAAGUUUGUUAUUUUCCACGGACCACGAAUAGGUUUUGGAAAACCACCAAAGAAGUCAUCUGGUCAGAUUUGGAUUAUGCAUGGUAUGGAGUCCCCGUAUCAUUAUCAUGCUGACUUAUCAAAAUGGAGUAAUAUGUUUAAUUGGACAUUUACGUAUAGAAGAGAUUCCGACGUUUUAUCACUUUAUUCGGGUUUUCAACAUACUCCACUAGAUAUAACACCAUCUGUCCAGUGGAAAACAAAAGACAGAUCAUCAGCCUGGAUGGUCUCUAACUGUAGAACCCCAGGAAAACGAGAUCAAUACGUAAAACGUCUCCGGAAAUCUGCUGAUGUUCACGUGUACGGCAACUGUGGAACAUAUAGAUGUUCACACGCCAAAGAAAGUGGUUGUAUGGAAAUCCUUCGAAAGCAUUAUCGGUAUUAUUUGGCAUUUGAAAAUUCUUUGUGUGUAGAUUAUGUAACAGAAAAAGGGUUUAAAACAUACACUUUUUCUCCAUCAACAAUACCGGUGAUGAGAGGUGGAUCAAAUUAUUCCCUCUUCUUUCCACCCGGUUCAUACAUUGAUUCAAAAGACUUUGAAAGCGCCUUUACAUUAGGAAAAACUAUCAGUAUGAAUGCAAGUGUAAUGGAAAAUACGAAAAUUGAACAGUUUUUCUCAUGGACAAAAUCUCAUUCCAUAACCCCAAACACGAUGGACCACAAGAUUUGGUGCGAUUUAUGUGAACGUAUUCAUCAUGCUGAGAGCCACAAACGUUUAUAUUCAAAUAUCAAAAACUGGUUAAAUGACAAUCUAAGACCGGGAUGUAAAUCUCCAAGCGAUUUGAGGUUAAGGACUUCAAACCCAGAUACAGGAGGAGAUGCAGGCGGUAGGGCCGGUGUCCAAGAAUAUGGAGCAGCUGGCUAAGACCAUGGCGGGAUUCGUUCCGUACCCUAGAGUGGAUACGACUGUGACUAAGUAUUAACUCUUUUCUGAGAUGGAAGCGUUUUAUUACGUGUGAAGCCUAUACAUGUGGCACUGUAUUAAGCCAGGAGGUCUUACAGUGUUCUGGUUGCAGCUCUGUAGGCGAUAAAAUUGGCACAUGGUAUAAGCUGGAUGACGGAUCAAAAGGAGAACCGUUACAGUAAAGGUCUUAAUUAAAUACGACAUGAAUGUCCACCGCGCGUAAAGAAAGACCUGGUUACGUCUACCUUCAUUAUGGAGCUCUGUAAGAUUCACAAAGACAAUAACGAUUCUACGGUUAUUUGAGUCUCGGAUAUAAUUGUACUUAAAUUCACGGGAUUUUGAAGGUACCAUGUGUUGAGUGCGACGAGAAAAUGUGAAAUUUCCUUCCAUGAUACUCAUCACGUUCAUGAUCAGAAAACCGAUCAAUUUUAGUUAGGAAACGAGUUGGUGAUAACCAAAUGUGUAACGGAGGAAUGUGUAACGGAGACAUGUAUGUGGGAAAUCUACGUGAAAGUGUUAAAAUAUAAAAAAAAAAAAAAAAAAAA